Rotaria sordida is the source of this 471-nucleotide messenger RNA. The record is from the annotation of a GenBank genome assembly. Lineage: Eukaryota; Metazoa; Rotifera; Eurotatoria; Philodinida; Philodinidae.
AUGAUUAGUGGAUUUUCUACAUCUAUUUCUGAAUCAGAAUUAUCAACUUCUGUUUCUGAUCUAUUUAUCAAUGCAUUAAUUAAAGCAAUUAAAACACCUAUUAGUUUAAAUGAAGUCAAUCCAACAUUAUCUGUUGAUAUUAUAUUAGAAAAUGAUGUUUUCACGCUUGAUGAUGUUCUUCGUUUAUCUAUUCAACAAUUUAUUCUUGCAUUAUAUGAUAAUCGUAAUGAUCUUGUACCUGAAGAUUGGGAAACACAAUAUCCUGCAUAUAGUAAAGUAUUACAAGAAGUUAAUAACGUUUUAGAUUUAAUUGGUAAACGAACAUUAUCUGAAAUACAUAUGAAUGAUAUUCGACCAUUAAUUAAAAGUUUAACACCAGAAGCAUUCGUAGAUUUACAACAAUUAAUAAGAAAAAUAAAUCAGCAAAUUCAAAAACAAAAUGAUGAAUCAGCUGAAAAAGAAGAGUUAUAG